Messenger RNA from Thecamonas trahens ATCC 50062, 1026 nucleotides. Its product is annotated as malate dehydrogenase. The transcript has a single exon. The record is from RefSeq and is a predicted model, not a curated record. Gene Ontology annotation, molecular function: L-malate dehydrogenase (NAD+) activity. Bases 1 to 1026 code for a protein of 341 amino acids. Gene Ontology annotation, biological process: malate metabolic process; tricarboxylic acid cycle; oxaloacetate metabolic process. Lineage: Eukaryota; Apusomonadida; Apusomonadidae.
AUGUCCAACCUCAAGCCGUUCAUCCGCGUGGCCGUCACUGGCGCUGCGGGACAAAUCUGCUACUCGCUCCUCGCCAACAUCUGCAAGGGCGAGAUGUUUGGUGCCGACCAGCCUGUCGUCCUGCAUCUUCUGGACAUCACGCCUGCCCUCGGCGCUCUCCGCGGGGUGACACUCGAGCUGGAGGACUGCUCCUUCCCGCUGCUGGUCGACUUUGUGGUGACCGACAAGCCUGCCGAGGCCUUUGCCGAUGUCGACGUCGCCAUUCUUGUCGGCGCCAUGCCCCGCCGCGAGGGCAUGGUCCGCGCCGAUCUGCUCAAGGCCAACGCCGGGAUCUUCAAGGCCCAGGGUGCCGCCCUUGCCGCACACGCCAAGCCCUCGGUCCGUGUGCUAGUGGUGGGCAACCCGGCGAACACCAACGCGCUCAUUGCCCUCACUACCGGCUCGUCGCUCCCCAAGUCGGCCUUUACUGCCCUCACCUUCCUCGACCACAACCGCCUCAAGGCGCAGGUCGCCUGCAAGCUCGGCGUCGCUGUUGCUGACGUCCGCAACACCUUUAUUUGGGGCAACCAUUCCAAGACCCAGUACCCGGACGUCUCGCACGGCACUGUCACCAACGCUGAUGGCUCGUUGUCGCGCGUCAUGGAUCUCGCCGAGUCGGCCUGGGCCCGCGACGAGCUCGUCACCACCGUCCAGACCCGCGGCGCCGCCGUCAUCAAGGCCCGCAAGCUCUCGUCCGCCAUGUCGGCCGCUAAGGCCAUCACCGACCACAUGCGCACUUGGUGGUUCGGGACCGAGCCCGACGACAUCGUCUCCAUGGCCAUCUAUUCGGACGGCACCCACUACGGCGUUGCCGAAGGUAUUAUCUUCUCCUUCCCCGUCACCAUCGACGCGGCCACUGGCGACAUUAAUGUCGUCGAUGGCCUCGACAUCGACGCCUUCUCGCAGAGCAUGCUCGACAAGACCCAGGCCGAGCUGAUCGACGAGCGCGAAGCCGCCCUUGCCUUCCUCGCCGAGUCGAACCUCUAA